This is a messenger RNA of Herpailurus yagouaroundi (jaguarundi), 2159 nucleotides long. RefSeq names its product solute carrier family 25 member 37 (gene SLC25A37). The record is from RefSeq and is a predicted model, not a curated record. Gene Ontology annotation, cellular component: mitochondrial membrane. The transcript has 3 exons. Bases 883 to 1446 code for a protein of 187 amino acids. Gene Ontology annotation, molecular function: ferrous iron transmembrane transporter activity. Gene Ontology annotation, biological process: iron import into the mitochondrion. Lineage: Eukaryota; Metazoa; Chordata; Mammalia; Carnivora; Felidae.
GGGCCGGCCCACGCCUUGUAUUUUGCCUGCUACGAAAACAUGAAAAGGACUUUAAAUGCCGUUUUCCACCACCAAGGAAACAGCCACCUAGCCAACGGUAUUUUGAAAGCGUUUGUCUGGAAGUUAGAGAGCUCUCUCCUUCAACAGACCCUUCCCCAGGGCUCUCCUCCCUGUGACCCAGCAGCCUGACGCCUCAUCUCCGCCAUGCUUGCUUAUGAAUAAAGAACUCUAGAGUCGUGUGUGCGCACACACCCAGACACAUGCACACACACACACACACACAUGCACACGCUUUUUCUGUUCCCCUCCUUCGCUUUCUAAAGCCUGGGGGCAGUCGGUGACAGAGGUGUUUCAGUUUUCAUUGUUGUGUGGGUUUUUCCAUUUUGUUUUGGUUUUUUUUUGUUUGUUUUGUUUUGGUUUUUUUUUUUUUUUUUUUAAACACGCAAAAGCACUUAAUGAUCAGAUCUAGGAAAAAAAAACCCUGACUAGAAACAAAACUUUUCAAUACUGGAUUCCAAAAAAAAAAAAAAAAAAAAAAAGUUAUCUGGACAGCUUCUUUGAGACUAUUUAAAAAAACUGGUUCAACAGGUCUCUACAACGUCAAGAUCUAACUAAGCUUUAAAAGGUCAAGAAGUUUUAUGGCUGACAAAGGAUUUGCGGCAGCACAGGCGACCUUUCCCACCUUAAGCUUCUGGGGAUUUGGGAAUUUCACCCCCAUUCUCUUCCGUUGGUCUCAGUGGCAUCCCUGUGAAGGAGUUUUCUUUUGUUGUUUUGAGGGCAAGAGGCGGGCGGGGGCUCGAGUUGGCACGGGGCUCCUACACAGCCGUGUUUUCCCGGGCCCAGCUCAGCGGCUCUUUUCACCUCUCCUGGAUAGCUGGGAGUAUGGCCACCCUGCUCCACGAUGCGGUAAUGAAUCCAGCAGAAGUCGUGAAGCAGCGCAUGCAGAUGUACAACUCGCCACACCGGUCGGCCCUCAGCUGCGUCUGGACGGUGUGGAGGACCGAGGGCUUGGGGGCCUUCUACCGGAGCUACACCACUCAGCUGACCAUGAACAUUCCUUUCCAGUCCAUCCACUUCAUCACCUAUGAGUUCCUGCAGGAGCAAGUCAACCCUCACCGGGGCUACAACCCGCAGUCCCACAUCAUCUCAGGUGGGCUGGCCGGGGCGCUCGCCGCAGCCGCCACCACCCCCCUGGACGUCUGCAAGACCCUCCUCAACACGCAGGAGAACAUGGCCCUCAACCUGGCCAACAUCAGCGGCCGGCUGUCGGGCAUGGCCAACGCCUUCCGGAUGGUGUACCAGCUCAAUGGCCUGCCCGGCUACUUCAAGGGCAUGCAGGCCCGCGUCAUCUACCAGAUGCCCUCCACUGCCAUUUCCUGGUCCGUCUAUGAGUUCUUCAAGUACUUCCUCACCAAGCACAAGCUGGAGAAUCGAACUCCAUACUAAAGGAAUGGGCUGUGGGCAGUGGUUCCAGAAUCUUUUAUUUUUAAAAGGCUUUCCCUGCCUGCCUCCGUUCCCUUGUCCUCGCACCGAGGUGAUUUUGGCGGGGUGUUUGCAGGAUGGGCCCUCCGCUCCCCUGAUGCCUUAGAGGGAGGGGACAGCCGCUUACCGGAAGGCCGUCCGCAGGGACAUCCGAGGUGGUAGGUGGGGAAAGACUGGAAGGGAAGCGACAAAUGGCUUUUUGUCUCCCUUCCUCUGGCAAGAAUGUAGCUUUUCUGCCUCACUGUAGCAGUCUCCUGCCCUAGGCUCGCAGUUCGCUCGAGAGGGGAGAAAAUGUGCAGUGACUGAAAACAUUAAAGAGAAAAAAGAGAGUUCUGUAUAUAAAAGUUCCAGCACACAGUAUAAAAUAGAUGGAUAAUGUUUAUCCUUUAUUUUUCUACGUAGACGUUUUUGGAUUUGUGUGUGUGCCUCUGUGUGUGUACAGAUAGGUGUUACAGCUGGGACUAUGAAGCUGUUUUUAAAAAAAAUAGAGGGCUGAAGGCUUCCAUCGGGUUAAGUUAAAAAGGCACCGAAGUGGUAAAUUGCUGAAUGCGGCCUAAAAUUGUGCGGAGCCCCCCAGAUGGAAGUUUCACUUGAAUGUAAAAUAAUAAAGUUUAUAUUUUGAAUUUCUCUUUUCAUGGGGGAAAAAGGUACGUGGAAAAUGAAAUCAUGAGCUAUUA